Symbiodinium sp. CCMP2592 is the source of this 678-nucleotide messenger RNA. The record is from the annotation of a GenBank genome assembly. Lineage: Eukaryota; Dinophyceae; Suessiales; Symbiodiniaceae.
AUGAGGUUCAACUUCUUGAAGGAGGAGCUCCUUCGCGAGGGUGGGCUGGAUGUGACGAUGAUGCAGCUGCGCAAGGAGUUCCCGGGAGAGGAUGGUGAGGAGUUCAUCAAGAUCAUUACGGCAGGUGCUUUGCCUUUAAGAGUCGUGCAGUGGACUUUGUAUUGUGAUGCCCCAUAUUUCCUGUCCCAAGUCCCAGCAUCCUGGCAGAUCGAGAUGAGUGGUGUGGUCGCCGACGGUGACCGCGCGUCCUUGGAGCCCGCUCUGACGGAUUUUGCUGAGACGCUGGGCAAGUCGAUGGGCUCUUUCGAGGAACUGCGAAUCAAGCCCAAGAAACAGGCCAAGGUCUUGACCCCGGAAGAGCAAGCCGACAAGAAACUGCAGAAGAUCUUCAAAGGGCUCGUCACUGCAGAGAAGAAGCUGAUGACUUUGGUCGAGGAGCUGAAAUCUGUGCCCUACUCGGAGGAGCUCCGGCAGGUUUUGACGAAGUAUGUGGAUGAUGUGAAAGUGAUGCCGAGCGAGUGGGAUAAGAAGAUUCAUCCUGCGAGCAGCUUGGAAGACAAGCUCUCUGCAAUCAGCCUCCUCGAGGAGGAUCUAAAGCCUAUCAACGAAGGGAUGCGAGAGGCCCGUCGGCGGAUCGGCAAGGCACCAAAGCAAAGCUCAGACGCCGAAACAGAUUAA